This is a messenger RNA of Malassezia restricta, 660 nucleotides long. Its product is annotated as release factor glutamine methyltransferase. NCBI's taxonomy places the organism in Eukaryota, Fungi, Basidiomycota, Malasseziomycetes, Malasseziales, Malasseziaceae. Gene Ontology annotation, molecular function: S-adenosylmethionine-dependent methyltransferase activity; nucleic acid binding; protein methyltransferase activity. Gene Ontology annotation, cellular component: eRF1 methyltransferase complex. The record is from RefSeq and is a predicted model, not a curated record. Bases 1 to 660 code for a protein of 219 amino acids. The transcript is spliced from 2 exons. Gene Ontology annotation, biological process: methylation.
AUGAUACCAACUCCUGAUAUUGGGCACCUUCGUCAACCGAAAUACCGCGACAAUGUGUAUGACCCCGCAGAAGAUACUUUCGCUUUGAUGGAUGCUCUUGAACAGGACAUAGAUACCCUGAAAGCGCUAGACGCGUCUUUAUGUGUGGAGAUUGGCACAGGCAGUGGCUGUGUGUCCGCGUUUGUGUCGCAGAUACUCGGAACAUCAGCAGCCUAUAUAUGUACAGAUAUCAACGCUAGAGCCACGGAAUGUACCAUCGAGACGGGUGCUAGAAACAAAGUUUCCUUGCAGCCAGUUCUGACGUCAUCUGUUGAGGCGUUGCGCCCGCGCGUUGACGGUGCGGUUGACUUGUUGAUAUUCAACCCACCGUACGUAGUCACAACAGAAGAAGAAGAAGAAGCGGGACAGGUACGGGCUGGACUAGAUGGAGCUUGGGCGGGUGGCGCGUCAGGCACGAAAAUUUUGGAUACAUUAAUCCAAAACCACACUAUACCUCAGCUUUUGCGACGCGGUGGACGCUUUUACGUGGUCGCAAUACGACAGAAUGAUCCGCCUUCUCUUGUGCGUGCUAUGCAAAGUAUAGGCCUCGAGGCCAGCAUUGUCUUACAACGACGGGCGAAUCGUGAGCAGCUCUUUAUCAUUCGGGCUAUUCGACCAUGA